AUGUCCGCUCGGAACGCUGCUUGCGAGGAUGCUGAGGUUUUACGGGGGAAGAAGAAGGCGAACAACAGCGAGAAAAUUGAAGCAUUGCCGCCAGACGUGGAGGGAACGCAUAUCCCGCUUUUCCCCGGGCAGAUGGAUCCUUUAGCGCAGGCGAAAAAACUGCGUGAAGAGGCGGAAGCUCGACGGAAAAUUCUGAUGGAAAAAGAGGAAAAUCGAAACGAUGACCAAGAAGGGUUAGAAUGUGACUUGGGCGGGCCAUGCGGGAUAGAGGAUUUAUUGACCGAUUUGCAGCGGCUACCGGACCCACCUCUCAGCGACUCUCUGCGGAUUGGACUUGUUUGUGGAGAGGCUCAUACGGAGCGUGUGAAGGGGCUGUUGGCGAGGCAAAUGAGGACUAGUUUCAAGGGGCAGAUGAAGCAAUACGAAUAUGACUUGAGGAAACCUCCGAGGGUUGAUUGGGUUUAUUCGUACUACAUCCUGCUGCCUCUGCUGGUUUGGAUUCCCCCGUACUUGCUUCUCAAAUUCUUCCCCAAGAAGGAAACCAAGGAAGAGAAAGCUCUGAAGGCACCAGCUGUGUGGCAAGCGAAAGAUUCGGUGGCUCCUGAGGAGCCUACACCGGUGGACGCGGAACGGGCACGGCUGUUGGCGUGGAAAGUGCAGCAGUUGAGGGGGGUCGAUAUUGAUAGUGUUGAGGAAGAGAACAAGAUUGCAAGAGUUGAAGUGAAUAGAAAAGUACCACCGCCUGGUGUUGUUGAACUACCCUCUGCUGGAGAUGGCGGGGUGUGGCGGCGACGGCAGGUUAUCGAUGAUGAUGAGGAGGAGGAGGAUGGGAGCACUACGUGA
Perkinsus marinus ATCC 50983 is the source of this 843-nucleotide messenger RNA. RefSeq lists its product as hypothetical. The transcript has 3 exons. The coding region runs from base 1 to 843 and encodes 280 amino acids. The record is from RefSeq and is a predicted model, not a curated record. NCBI's taxonomy places the organism in Eukaryota, Perkinsozoa, Perkinsida, Perkinsidae.